UAUACUAAGUUAUGUCAUCAUUAGUUGCGAUGCUUUUCAAACUUGUUUUGCUGUUUCAUCCUCUCCUACUACUCUCAAAUCAUCAUCCUUUUGUUAAUUCUGUGCAACCUUUUUGCCAAGAUGAAGAGAGGAGUGCUUUGAUCCACUUCAACCAAAGCUUUAAAAUACAAUGCCAUCCUAGAGUUGAUACAAAUGGUCUCUCUGUCCUUGUCUAUCCAAAGACAUCAACGUGGGGAUCAAACGGUACCAGUUGCUGCGGAUGGGAUGGUGUUGAAUGUGACUUGGUGACUGGUCAUGUCACUGGUCUUAACCUCAGUGGUUCUUGCCUCUACGGCUCUAUCCACUCCAACAACACUCUCUUUCACCUUGUUCAUCUUCAAAAGCUUCAUCUUGGCUAUAAUAACUUCACUUUCUCUUCAAUUCCCACAACCAUAGCAAUAUUUUCAGAGUUGACAUUUCUUCACUUGGGUUAUUCUUUCUUCCAAGAGCUUCAGCUACUGGGUUGUGGUUUGUAUGGGCCUAUUCCAUCUUCAAUAGAUUUUAUGAACUCAAGUCUUCAAAGCAUGACAAAGAUAGAUCUAUCCAACAACUUGAUAACGGGGUUUCAUAACUACACAACCGUUCUGCCUUGGUCCAAUUUGCUUAGUUUCCACAUGCAAUCUAACUUGUUGCAAGGACAGCUUCCGAUUCCACCAUCAUCUAUCAUACAUUAUGAUGUCUCUAACAAUAUUCUAAGUGGUCGAAUUCCCUCAUCAAUAUGCAAUUUGAAUUCUAUUUCGAUUCUUGAGUUGUCAAAUAAUAACUUGAGCGGAGAAUUUCCACUUUGUUCAGCCGGUGGGAUUAGUGACUCCAUGUUAGUUUUGAAUUUGAGAAACAACUCUUUUCACGGCAUCAUUCCUCUUCAAUGUCAACAUAAAAGCGAGUUGAGAAUGGUAGAUUUCAGUCACAAUCAUUUUCAAGGAAAACUUCGACAACCAUUCACUACUUGUAUGAAUCUUGAGUAUGUUGAUUUCUCAUUCAAUCAACUCAGUGAUGAGUUUCCCACCUGGUUGGGGAGUUUCCCUCGAUUAAAAGUUAUUUUGAUAAGGGCAAACAAAUUUUAUGGAGUUAUAGGAAAAUCUCAAAACACUUCGAGUGAGUUUCCAAUGCUACAAAUCAUUGAUAUGUCUAACAAUUAUUUCAAGGGGGCAUUGCCUUCCGAAUAUAUGUUAUCUUGGAAUGCAAUGAAAAGUUUCAAGAUGAGUAAUUUGACAUACAUGAAAGCACUAAGCAUUAUAGACUAUUACACAGAUGUUAUUUAUGAUGAAAUCGAGGAGUAUGAUUAUUCAACAACAUUUGUGAUGAAAAGUGUGGCUACAAACUACGGGAAAAUUCCAAUAAACCUGGCCAUUAUUGACCUAUCGAGCAACAAUUUCAGUGGUCAGAUUCCUAAAAUCAUUGGAAGCCUCAAGGCUCUAUACUCACUCAACCUCUCAAACAAUGCGCUCACCGGACACAUUCCACCAUCGUUGGGGACACUAACAGAGUUGGAGUCGUUAGACCUUUCUCAAAACCACCUAUCAGGAGAGAUUCCUGGAGAACUAACUAAUCUAAAAUUUCUCCAAAAGUUUGAUGUAUCGCAUAACAAUCUCACUGGUCUUAUACCUCAAGAGAACCAAUUUUAUACUUUUGAGAACAACUCUUUUGAGGGUAAUCAAGGAUUGUGCGGAGAACCACUGUCGAAGAAAUGCGAAGACUCACUGCUUCCACCAUCUGCUUCCAAUCAAGAUGAUGAUUCUGAUUCCGGGAUUGAACUCGAUUGGAAAUUCAUUUUGGCAGGACUUGUGAGUGGGCUUGUUAUUGGAGUUUCUAUUGGGGAGAUGUUGAUCCCAAGGACGCGGCUAGCGUGGUUUGUUUACAUCUCUAGAACAAGAUUGAGGGAGAUGAUGAUUAGAAACUGAGUGAGUAUCUACAUAGUUGUUUGUAAGGGGUAGUUUGUCUCUGUGUUAUUUCUUCUGCUAUAUGAGUAUGUGCAAGUUAAAUUAAUGUGUUUUUCUUUUGUAAAAAUAAAUUUAUCUUUUAUAAAUGCAAUUGUAAUUGGACGAAAUGUUGGCUUCAGACUUGGAUAGAUUGUGAUUCUGCUGAUGACAAUGUCAAUAUUGCAGCCUCUUUGUUAUUUUUUCAA
This is a messenger RNA of Cannabis sativa, 2164 nucleotides long. Its product is annotated as receptor-like protein 33. The record is from RefSeq and is a predicted model, not a curated record. Gene Ontology annotation, molecular function: protein binding. The transcript is spliced from 3 exons. Lineage: Eukaryota; Viridiplantae; Streptophyta; Magnoliopsida; Rosales; Cannabaceae. Bases 12 to 1940 code for a protein of 642 amino acids.